Messenger RNA from Octopus bimaculoides (California two-spot octopus), 2696 nucleotides. Its product is annotated as vacuolar protein sorting-associated protein 33B. NCBI's taxonomy places the organism in Eukaryota, Metazoa, Mollusca, Cephalopoda, Octopoda, Octopodidae. Gene Ontology annotation, biological process: vesicle-mediated transport. The record is from RefSeq and is a predicted model, not a curated record.
CAGCCUGGAUAUCAAGGGAGAUAACUUUCGUAUGUUUUAGUCAACAUGGCGUCUAAAUUUCCAGAUGUCAGUUUGCUCUCUCAAUUCAUUAGAGAUCGGCUAAUUUAUCAGCUCGAAAACAUUCCUGGUCAAAAAGACUUGGUGCUUGAUGGUGAGCUGAUGAAACCACUUGAUCGCAUUGUUGGCGCUUCUGUUCUAAAGGCUCAUGGAGUUGCCAAAAUAUUCAAAUUUGAUUUUACACAAAAAGCAUUGCCUGGAUGUAACCAGCGGCUGUACAUUGUUCGUCCACGAAUUGAAAUGAUGGAGCAUAUUGCAAGGCAAAUCAAUUGUGAGAGAAGUUUAGAGCAGAAAAGGACAUAUCGAAUAUUAAUGACACCUCGUAAAGUAAGUAUUUACAGAGAAGGAGUAUAUGGCUAUGUUACUGUGGAAGAGUUCAUUUUAGAUUUAAUACCACUUGACCGAGAUGUUCUGUCUUUGGAAUUAUCCGAUUUCCUGCCAAGAUUUUAUUUACAUAAUGAUUAUACCUGGUUGAAUACUGUUGCGAAGUCAUUGGUUCAUUUCCAGUCAGUAUAUAGACAAAUACCAUUUGUCUGUGGUAUUGGAAGAGCAGCUAAGAAAAUACAUGAAAUGAUGUUAGCAAUGACAGAAUAUCAUCAGAAAACUGAAGACGAGAAUUUUGAGAUUGGAAAGCUGUUUAUCAUAGACAGAGAUGUAGAUUUUGUGACACCUCUUUCUUCACAGUUAACAUAUGAAGGAAUUUUAGAUGAAACAUUUGGAAUACAAAGUGGUUAUAUAGAGUUCACCAAAGAAAUCACAGGGAAAGACAAACCUACCAGAGUACUGCUGUCCAGUCAAGAUGAAAUAUAUGACCAAAUAAGAAACAAGCAUUUUUCUACAGUUUUUGAGUUUCUCAGUUGGAAGGUGAAAGAAGUUCAAAGUGGUUAUGAUAAAAGACAUUCUCUGACCACGGUUGGUGCCAUGAAGAAUUUUGUAUCAAAUGAACUCAAGGACCUGAGUCAUCGGCACAAAACGCUUGCAUAUCAUAUUGGAGCAUGUGAAGUUGUCAUGGCGAGAAAGACGAAAAGUUUUGAAAACUUUGAGGAAAUCAUGCAAACUGAACAUAGUCUGCUGGAAGGUAGCGAUACAAAAGAAAACAUUAAUUUUAUUGAAGAGUGUAUCAACAGAAAGUUCAACUGUGAACAGACACUGAGGCUUCUUUGUCUACUUUCCCUGACAAAUGAUGGUAUUAAUUCCAAACACUACAAGCAGUUGUCAAUACAGUUUAUUCAUACAUAUGGCUUUGAUAUGUUGCCAACUUUACAUAACCUGCGCAAACUCCAUCUGUUCAUGGAACAAGAGCAAUCCCUGAGUAAACCCCUUGGGAAAAUGGCUGCUGGAGUAGCAGCAAUGGCCAAGAGGAGCAGCUACCAAGCUUUAGUGAAAAAACUCAACCUAGUUCCCAAAUCUGCUGAAGACAUCAGUUUAAAAAGUCCCCGUGAUAUGUCAUAUGUUUUUAGUGGUGCGUAUACUCCAACCUCGUGCCGGCUGGUUGAGGAGGUUCUAAGUAGAAAUGGUUUCACUGGUUUGGAAGAUGUGACAAAAUUAUUGCCUGGUGAAACAUUCUGUAGUAUACGAUCUCCUAUUCCUAAAGGCAAAUCAAGAGGUUCUUCUGAUUAUCCUGCUGCCAGAGUAGUGAUGGUAUUUUUCCUUGGUGGAUGCACAUUUGCAGAAAUAGCAGCACUACGUUUACUGGGGCGUGAAAAAGGUUACCAAUUCUUGAUUGCAACAACAUGCAUCACAAACGGAAGUCGUAUGAUUCAAUCUUUUAUGGACAACUAAUUAACUGUUAAAUAAUAACGACACACACAAACUACGACCGUACUUUGUGCAAGUACAAGGCAUUUACGUUACAUGCCUGUGAAAAACAGAAUGACAAACAAACAAUUGUUAAGAUUCUUUUGAUACCAGAGCUCUUUGAAGAAAAAAAAAACAAAACCAAACAUAUCAAUGAAUUUAGCUUUAAGCAAUGUGUAACUGUAAAAGGUUUACUGUGAGAUUAUGUAGCUUGGAUUUCUUAUAUAGCUCUCCUCCUGUGAUUGAAGACAUGUCGUGCAGUUGAACCUUUUUAAGAACACAUCAGAAUUUAUCUGCUGAAAUGACUUGUAGAGUGAUAGAAUGAUGUUGGACUUGAAAAUCUAAAAUAUUCUCUCAGACAACGUGGAAGAGAAUGUCUUGGAUAUUUAGAGUCUGUGAGGUGCCUGUAAAGUAUAUCGCAAUGGAGGAGAUUUCUGCUUAUAAAAAUGCCAGUUUGUGAGAAUGAAAGACUGAGGAAUCACAAUGAAGCACUAACAGGCUGAGUGAAUUGAAUUGUGGAAUGACAUAACACCCGUGAUUGGAAUCUUAUAAGUCCGACGAGAGAUGGGAAGGAAACAAUCAACCGAUAAACAGCUAACUCGUUCAUUUUGCACUUUUGUAUAUUUAGUAGCCAAAAUAGCCUGCGAAAGGCUGUGAUAAACUUAACACACAUGCAUGUAUUCAUGCAUACACAAACACACACACACGUGCGUGCACACAAAUGCAUGCAUUUGUGCACAUACACACAGAUAUUAUGUGUUGCUAUCAUGUGACAUUAAGAGUAUUUUCAGAGUAUUCUAGCAAUUUCUAUACCAAAAAAAAAAAGAAAAAAAAAAAAAAAA